Messenger RNA from Salvia splendens (bonfire salvia), 1693 nucleotides. RefSeq lists its product as uncharacterized. The coding region runs from base 233 to 1492 and encodes 419 amino acids. The transcript has 2 exons. The record is from RefSeq and is a predicted model, not a curated record. Lineage: Eukaryota; Viridiplantae; Streptophyta; Magnoliopsida; Lamiales; Lamiaceae.
CAUUCAGUGCCGUGUCUGACCUCUGAAUCACUAUAUACACACAGACACAUGUAUUUAUAUCAACACAUAUCUGCAAUUUUUUUUCAUACGCAAACUCAAUUCGCUGCUGCGUUUGGGAGCCGUCUUUCCGUUUCCGUUUCUCGCAGACGAAUUUGGCCAAGUAGCGUUUGAUUUCACGUUUCGUGAUUUUGCAUCUGAGCAUGUUUUUGAGCUCUAUUCGGCUGCGUUAAAAAUGAGAAGAAGCGUGAAUGGACCCGACGCGAUGGAGACGAUUAACGCCGCCGCCUCGGCGAUCGUAUCUGGGGAGACGCGCGGCCAUCAUACUUCUGCUCAGAAAAGAAGGUGGGGAAGCUUCUGGAGUCUUUACUGGUGUUUUGGGUCGCCCAAGAAUAAGCGAAUCGGGCAUGCCAUUCUUGUUCCUGAAAGUAGUGCCUCAGGGGCUGAUUCCACCAGAGCUGAACAUUCAUCCCAACCGCCUUCUAUAGUAUUUCCUUUUGUCGCGCCUCCUUCGUCUCCUGUAUCUUUCCUUCCUUCAGAAACUCCUUCUGCUACUCAGUCACCGAGUGGCAUAUUAUCAAUGACAUCUGUAUCAGCAAACAUGUAUUCUCCUGGUCCUGCCUCUAUGUUUGCAAUCGGACCUUAUGCUCACGAGACCCAGUUAGUUUCUCCUCCAGUCUUUUCUACAUUCACCACAGAGCCAUCUACUGCCCCCUACACGCCUCCCCCUGAGUCUGUCCACAUGACCACACCAUCCUCUCCUGAGGUGCCGUUUGCAAGACUUCUUGAACCCAACCUCCAGAAUGGUCAGAGAUACCCUUUUUCGCAGUAUGAAUUUCAGUCUUAUCAGCUUCAACCUGGCAGUCCAGUAAGCCAUCUGAUCUCACCAAGCUCGGGCAUCUCCGGUUCAGGCACGUCGUCACCUUUCCUCGACUGUGAAUUUGCAGCUGCUGGUCAUCCCUUUUUCCUAGAGUUCAAAACUGGUAACCCUCCUAAACUUCUGGAACUCGACAAGAUUGUCCUUCGCGAAUGGGAGUCUCAUCAAGCAUCUGGUGCAAUAACUCCAGAUGCUGUGGGGCCCAUACCACGGGACAACCACCUACUGAACCGUCAAGAUUCCGACAGUGGCAAUAGAUUGCAAAACGAGGAGAGUGCAGUGAGUCAUAGGGUUUCAUUCGAGAUAACGGAUGAGGAAGUGAUAAGAUGCGUGGAAAAGAAGCCCCAGUCAAAUUCAAGCUCACAACACAUGAGCGGGUGGUUAGAAAAGGCAAACGCAGGAGAAAGCUCGAGAAAGAGAGGGGAGGCAGAGGAGGGGGAGGUGGAAGGAGGGCAUCAGAAGAAGCGAACGAUCACUCUAGGAUCGAGCAAGGAAUUCAACUUUGAGAACAUGGACGAAGCAAGCAUGGGGUCGUCGGAGUGGUUUGUUGGGGAGGAGGGAGGAGGACAUAGCGAGAAGUGGUCGUUCUUCCCGAUGAUGCAGACGGGGGUGAGCUAGGUAGCAACAUCGAAAUUGAAACAAUGGUAAGUUAGGACUGACUCAAUGUAUACCCUACACUGUUUUUUGACCACCAGGAUAUAGCAAUAGCAGAUUCAUAGAGUCGGGCCUGUGUGUCUAUUGGUCUCGAUACAAUUUCUUGUAUAUGUAAUAUAAAUAAUACUACUCAUCAUAAGAAUGAAUAGCUUUGCUUUCUAUGUA